AUCUCUGCUGCAGGGCCCGACGAUCUCUGCCUCCGAUCGAGUGUCAACUAUCCAGAUUCACUCCAGGAACCAUGGCGGCCCCGAUGUAUGCCGACGAGAAGGCCCCCAAGACCCCCGCCGACGUCGCCGACCUGUCCUCGGACGAGUCCAAUGCCGCCGACAUCUUCAAUGCGCUCGUGACCGAAGACCACCAGCAUGAGAUCAAGCUCCGAACCAUGUCCUGGCAAAAGGCCGCAUGGCUGCUCGCCGGAGAGCAGGUUUGUCUGGCCAUCAUGGCUCAGACAUGGUCGCUUUCCGUGUUGGGAUGGGUGCCUGGCAUCAUCACCAUGGUCUUGUCCGGCGUCCUGUUCUGGGUGACCUCCACCACCAUGCACAAAUUCAUUAUGAAACACCCGCAGAUCAAGGACAUUUGCGACUUUGGCUACUAUGCCUUCGGAAAGAACCAGAUCGCAUACAUCUUCUCCGGCUUCAUGUUGCUGGCCAACAACAUCCUGCUGAUCGGAUUCCACAUCCUGACCGGGGCCAAGAUCCUCGACACUCUGUCGGAUCACUCCUUGUGUACGGUCGGGUUCUCUGCCAUCUGCAUGGUGAUGGGCAUCAUCAUUUCCGCUCCUCGGACUCUGCACCACGUCUCGUUCAUGUCCAUGUUCUCUUCGGCCUGCAUGGGCGUCUCCAUUCUCCUAUUCCUCAUCUUCGCCGGCAUCGAAAAGGCGCCCCUGGUGGGCUACAAUGGGGACUAUCCCACCGACGGACCGGUGCACACCUACGCCUUCCCCCUGCCCGGCACCACCUGGGUCAACUGCCUGAAUGCCGUCCUCAACAUCACCUUCCUCUGGGUACCCCAGAUCCUCUUCCCCAGCUUCAUCGCCGAGAUGGAGCGCCCGGAGGACUUCCCCAAGUCGCUGGCCGUGCUGGUCGGCAUCUCCACCAUCCUGUUCAUCGUCCCUCCGGCCAUCGGAUUCCACUUUCUCGGCCAGUAUUCCACAGCCCCUGCCUUUGGAAGUCUCGCCACCGCCGUCUACAAAAAGGCCUCCUUCGGAUUUGUCAUCGUGCCCACCCUCUUCAUCGGCGCCAUCUACGCCAACGUCACCGCCAAAUUCAUCUACUCCCACGUCAUGGGUGCUUCCAAGCACGCACACAGCAACACCAUCAUCGGCUGGGGGGUGUGGGGACUAGUCAUGGCCUUUAUUUGGGUCGUGGGCUUCAUCUUCGCCGAGGUCAUCCCAAGCAUGGGUGAUUUCCUCUCUUUGCUGGGAGCCGCCUUUGACUCCUUCUUCGGGUUCAUCUUCUUCGCGGUCGCAUACUGGCAACUGUACAAGCGAACCCUAUUCGAUGGUCCCUCGCGGAGCUUUAUGACCCUGUUCCACAUCUUCGUCAUGGCCUGUGGGUUGUUCCUGCUGGGGCCGGGCUUGUAUGCGGCCGUCGAGGCGAUCAUCGCCGAUUAUUCGGGAUCGGUGUCGCCGGCGUUUAGUUGUGCCAGUCUGGGGAUCUGAGUUGUCUUUGUCGUUCCGUUUAUCUCUCACGUAAUCUGAUGCCCGAGAGCGCUGUGUCGAGUCGCUUGUCAUGUUAAUUACCCACGAAUCAAUUCUUCCAAACGGGGAGAGAUCGUCUGCUAUCUCUCUCAUGGGAUAUGCUCCUCUGCCCC
Messenger RNA from Aspergillus sclerotioniger CBS 115572, 1645 nucleotides. RefSeq names its product amino acid transporter. Bases 72 to 1493 code for a protein of 473 amino acids. Gene Ontology annotation, molecular function: amino acid transmembrane transporter activity. Gene Ontology annotation, cellular component: vacuolar membrane. The record is from RefSeq and is a predicted model, not a curated record. Gene Ontology annotation, biological process: amino acid transmembrane transport. The transcript has 5 exons. Lineage: Eukaryota; Fungi; Ascomycota; Eurotiomycetes; Eurotiales; Aspergillaceae.